Acanthosepion pharaonis is the source of this 1560-nucleotide messenger RNA. The record is from the annotation of a GenBank genome assembly. Lineage: Eukaryota; Metazoa; Mollusca; Cephalopoda; Sepiida; Sepiidae.
AUGUCCAGGGUUGCAAUAGAGUCAACUUUAGGAGGGCCUUUUCAAGAGAUUUGUUCUUCGCUUUUUGGCGUUCUUUUUCUCCGUGACAGAGAGAUCGACACUCGGAAUUUCUUAAGUCUAUUGAUCUUUCUCUUCGGUGAUUCCCUUCCAAUCAUUUUUCUGUCUUUCUUUCUUGUAACCUUUUUUUUUUUUUUUUUUUUUUUUGCUGAAUUUAUUAUUUCUCUCAUAUCUUCUUUCUUUCUAUGCUCUUCUUUUUUAUUUUUUUUUUCAUCUCUAAUCUUCAUUAUUUUACUUCCAUCGCUUCUUUCCUCUUCUUUCUCUCGCGCUUUUUUCUUUCUUUCUUUCGUCUCUUGUAUUCGCUGGUUCUUUCUUUCUUUUUUCGUUUCUCAUAUUCGCUCAUUCGUUCGUUCUUUCUAUUCUUCUUUCUUUCUUAACUUCGUUCUUUCUUGCGUCUCUCCUAUUCUCUCGAUCUUUCUUUCUUUCGUCUCUCCUAUUCGCUCGUUCGUUCUUUCUCUCUUAACUUCGUUCUUUCUUUCGUCUCUCCUAUUCCCUUGUUCUUUCUUUCUUUCGCCUCUCCUAUUCGCUCGUUCUUUCUUUCUUUCUUUCUCUUUUUCUUUCUCUCGUCUCUCGUAUACGCUCAUUGUUUCUUUCUUUCUUACCUCAUAUUCGCUCUUCUUUCUUUCCUUCUCUCUUUCUUUCUUUCUUUCUUUCGUCUCUUCUAUUCGCUUGUUUUUCUUUCUUUUUCUCUUUCUUUCUUUCUUUCUUUCUUUCGUAUACGCUCCAUCCAUUUUCCUCCUGCUUCCAUCCACCGUUCUUUCAUUUGUUCAUUGUUUUCUCUUUCUUUCUUUUUCUCGUUAUAUCUUCAUUUUCAUCUUUCCAUUUGUUCCUGUGUCUAUCGUAUACUUUUUUCUUCUUUACUUUCUAUUCUAUCUUUUAUUCGUUCUUUCUUUCGUCUUCUCUUUCUCAACCUUUUUCUUCAUUUCUUAUUUCUCUUCACUUUCUGUAUUUCUUGCGUUUAUGUUGAGUGAUUUCUGUUUUUCUUUCGUUAUAAUUCAUUCUUGUUUGUUUCAUUCAUUAUUUCUUUCUUUCUUUCUUUCUUUUAUCAAUUUUCCUUUUUUUAAUCUUUUCUUACACAAUUUUUUAUCUUUCGAUUUUGUUUUCACGAUUUUCUUCUUUAUAUUAUUUUUUCUUUCUUUCUUUUUGUAUUCCAUUUUUUCAUUUAUUUUCGUCUCUUUUUGUGUUAAUAUGAUUCUAUUCCAUAUUUUCUUCUCUUCAUUUCUUUACCAAUUCAUUUCAUUAAAGCAUUCUCUCUCUCUCUCACUCCCUCUGUCUGUCUUUCUACCUUUUUUCUUCAAAUUCCUUAAAGCACUGAAUACAAGUACCCCUACCACCAUCUUGUUGUUGUUGUUGUUGUUGUUGUUGUUCUUCUUCUUCUUCUUCUUCUUCUUCUUCUUCUUCUUCUUCUUCUUCUUCUUCUUCUUCUUCUUUCCCGAAUAUUCACUAUGUUCGCAAUUUUUUCUUGUACACUCAUUAUUUCCCUGUUUCUUUCGACAACGCUAA